This is a messenger RNA of Rodentolepis nana, 1854 nucleotides long. The record is from the annotation of a GenBank genome assembly. Lineage: Eukaryota; Metazoa; Platyhelminthes; Cestoda; Cyclophyllidea; Hymenolepididae.
AUGUGGAGAGUUUUUGUACUUUUAGCGUUUUUACUAAUCUCUGUAAGUUGUGACCAUUUUGAAGAAGAAUUACUCGUAAAAGAUUUUGGAAACGGAUACUCUGGAUUGCAUUUUAACUUCAUAACUCGGAAAUCUAUUGAUGAUGGUAACUUCGUACAUAUAUCCUUUUAUAGUAAUAUAGACUUUAAUUUUCACAUAUUUCCUAAGUCGCUACAUUCUACACUGAAGAAAUACAAUGUUGAGGAGUUUCAUUUUUCAAUGGUUCAGGGUUUUUGGGAUAGACAAAAGUGGGGACCUCCUUUUAUGGCCAUUUCUUCUGGUGGUUCAGAAAUAUGGGCCUGGUUUUCACCGCAAACAUCCAAUGUUGAUAAAUCGUGGGCUUAUUUUCUUGAGGCCCUUUCUGGUCACUUUUGUGCAUCGCUGAAACAACUUGGUCUCCCGAAAAAUUACAUUUCACCCUCCCUAUCUUAUCGUCCCUCGGGGCUGACCGGUAACAUAAACUCGAAAAAUGUUUCAAGGGUUUUCCGCUAUGCUCAAUUGCCCCACGAAGAACUUUGUACCGAAAAUCUCACUCCUUUUACAAAGUUGCUUCCUUGCAAGAAAUUCAGUGGACUUGCCAGUUUGUUAAAGCCACAGUCACUGUUCAAAGCAUCUUACAAUGCUCUUUCCAUUGGCUCCCGCAAGGUUUGCCUGGAUUCUAAUUGCAAGCAUGCUUCUUUGGAACUUAGACAGUCAUUAACUUAUGUGUUCAAUCGACGCCACCUAUUUGCUUCAAUCAAUGUAAUCGAUAACUUUGUAGAACCCUGGUCACUAACCGGUCUUCUUGGCGGAAAAAUCUCGAAGCCUUGUCAGGUUGCUGAUCGAAGCGAAAUCGUCAUUUUAAGAUCUCAGACAGAUCUUGAUUUAAAUCCACAAAUUGAGCCAUCUUCAUUGAACAGCUGGGACAGAAGUCGUGUUUUGACUGUCUAUUCUCCUUCCAAUCACUACGGGAAUGAUCUCAUUAUUACGUCAUUGCCAGAUAGCAAGAAAUUGCAUAUGGCAACUAUUAGCCAAGACAGUAUCUCAAUUAUGAAAUAUGCCACAGGAAAGGGCGAUAUUGAUGGAGGUGUUAAGAUUGAACUCUGCAAUAACCUUAAUUUCCCGGUGCUUGCCGUGCUCCUAGAUUCUGCUCCCUGGCACGCUGAAAUGCUUUUCAGUAGUCUGCUCGUCACGGAAAGUGUUUAUGGCAGUGAAUCUCCAGUGGCUGUAAUACCAGACAAGGUGAUGUUCACUCCCAGUGUUCAUCGUAAACGCAUGUCACUCCUUGAACUCCUUUUGAAACUGCCAUCACGAAAAUGUGUCAUCGUGUCCUACGCCUUCAAGAAAAUCCUCAUGCACUGGAAUGAGUACCUUCCCGAUGCAAAUCAUGGUAUCUACUUACCCGCUGCCUCCUUGAUCUAUCAACUCACUCCUGAGCAGCUCAAUCGGCAGCGGGCUAGUAGCAGUCCUGCUACUUGGGAAAUCGCUCUUCCUCUCUGGGCCAGCACUUAUGCCGAGUUUCUCCGGAGCGGCAAUGGGUCUUUCCCAGAAAAUAGGCUAGGAGAUGGUUUUGUGCGGCUCUACUCAGAGACCCCUCUAAUUCGCCUUCCAGUACCUGAUUUCAGUAUGCCCUUCAACGCGCUUUGUUUGGUGUGCUCAGUUGUGGCUCUUCUCUUUGGAGCAAUCCAUAAACUCACCACAUCACCGCUGCUACCAGCUAUCGCUCAAGGGGAUGAGGACGAGGUGGAUAGACCACCAGUUGUUCGGCUGAUUGAGAGGAUUAAACGUAUCCUCUCCACUUUGCGGCGAAAGGUGGAGAAAUCGAAAACAGACUAG